GCGGCCGACCGAGAAGCCGACUCUACCUCCGCCUCCGUCCACCGUACACCUGCAGCCAACAUGAAGGGCGGCACCAUAAAGCCCGAGGGCGUCCUCAGCGAGCCAGACGCCGACAAGCUCGGCCGGCGGCUGCACAAGUCAAUGAAGGGCGUCGGCACCGACGAACGUGUCAUCAUCGAGAUCCUGACCAAGCACAGCGCCGCAGAUCGCAAGACUAUCGGCUCCUGCUACAAGAUGAAGUUUGGACGGGACCUGAAGGCUGACCUGAAGGCGGAGCUUGGAGGCAACUUCGAGUCAGCCGUGCUGGCGCUGUGCGAGUGGGACAACCAUUACCUGGCGCAGUGGUGCCGAAAGGCCAUUCGGGGCCUCGGCACCGACGAAAGCACGCUCAUCGAAAUUCUCUGCGGCUGCAAGCGGGAUAUGGUGGCGCAGGUGGACGCCGCCUACAAAUACCAGUUUCGCCGCUCGCUGGAGGAAGACAUCGAGUCGGAGAUGGGUGGCGACGUCAAGCGCCUGAUGGUUGCGCUGCUGCAGGACGGCAGGGAAAACGACGACGUCGGCGUCAGCCCGCAGCGCACCAAGGAUCUGGCCCAGGAGCUGUAUGAGGCAGGAGAAGGCAUGAAUGGCGGGACAGACGAGGAGACGUUUAUCCGGAUCUUCUGCACAACGAACUACCCCCAGCUCAAGAAAACGUUCGAGGAGUACAACAAGUUUGCGGAUAAUUCGAUAGAAAAUGCCAUCGAGAAGGAGUUUUCAGGAGCCCUGAAGGAUGCUCUUGUGGCUGUAGUGCUGUGCGUCAAAGAUCAGAACAAUUACUUUGCUAAGGUGCUACACGAUGCGAUGAAAGGUGCCGGCACUGACGACGACACACUCAUCCGCAUAUUGGUCACACGAUCAGAGAUCGACUUGGAGGACAUAAAGGAGGCCUUCAAGAAGGCCUACAAGAAGACGCUGGCCGAGGCGGUCACGUCAGAGACAUCCAGGGACUACCAGAAGAUACUGCUGGCCAUCAUCAAGUAAUGAGCGCACCUGAAGUGCUGCUCUCUGGAAGCGGUCAGCUGAGGAACUGCGCAAUCGCAGCCAAUCGGUCUGUGCUGUGAACAGGUGUUAUCUGUGACCCCGGCCGUGCGUGUUACGCUGCCCCUGACUCCAAGAACGAGGCAUGUACUGCAUUUGAUUGUUUGAAAAUUGAUUUGAACCUUACUGAUGAGACCUUUCACGUAGGCGGUGUGGCGGGAUGCGGCAGCACCGCCCUGUGUGUGGCGUGUGCGGGAUCGGCCGCUGCUCCGUCCGCGUUCCAGCGAAGGGAGCACCGGCACACAUCAGUAGCCAGCCGGUGCCAUCCAGCCUAUUGCUGUGGAAGCUCCAGCCUUUUGCUGCAAAGCCAUCCGUAAACCAGAGCAAAUCAUGCGAUGAUAUCGGGCUAUAACCAGUGCCAGGAUUCUGACAAGUCCUUGACAUUCUUAGGGAUCUGCAAUAACUCUGGACAGCGUGGAGACGUGCGCAAUGAAUGCUGCCUCUUGUCACACAUCUCGUGUUACACCACACUAUGCAUAGACUUUGUGUGCCACAAGUGUUGCGAUUUAAUUCCCGCCUGGUGCGAAACGUGUUGCGUGCAGUGAAUUGCAAUACAUUUCCUAUAAUUU
Messenger RNA from Pollicipes pollicipes, 1646 nucleotides. Its product is annotated as annexin A13. Gene Ontology annotation, cellular component: cytoplasm; plasma membrane; vesicle membrane. NCBI's taxonomy places the organism in Eukaryota, Metazoa, Arthropoda, Thecostraca, Pollicipedomorpha, Pollicipedidae. The transcript is spliced from 7 exons. The record is from RefSeq and is a predicted model, not a curated record. Gene Ontology annotation, molecular function: calcium ion binding; phosphatidylserine binding; calcium-dependent phospholipid binding. Bases 61 to 1020 code for a protein of 319 amino acids.